AUGGCCGAUGUGGAUAUGACGGACGCCCCCGGAACCACCGUGGUGAAGAAGGGGGUCGAUGGCGAGACCAAGGCCGCCGAUGGCAAGAAGCGCUUUGAGGUCAAGAAGUGGAAUGCCGUCGCUCUCUGGGCCUGGGAUAUCGUUGUUGAUAACUGUGCUAUUUGCCGAAACCACAUCAUGGACCUCUGCAUCGAGUGCCAAGCCAAUCAAGCGUCUGCUACUAGUGAGGAGUGCACCGUUGCUUGGGGAAUCUGCAACCACGCUUUCCAUUUCCACUGCAUCUCACGUUGGCUCAAGGCUCGACAGGUCUGCCCGUUGGACAAUCGUGACUGGGAAUUCCAGAAGUACGGCCGGUAA
This is a messenger RNA of Colletotrichum karsti, 357 nucleotides long. Its product is annotated as E3 ubiquitin-protein ligase RBX1. Gene Ontology annotation, biological process: ubiquitin-dependent protein catabolic process; protein ubiquitination. The record is from RefSeq and is a predicted model, not a curated record. NCBI's taxonomy places the organism in Eukaryota, Fungi, Ascomycota, Sordariomycetes, Glomerellales, Glomerellaceae. The coding region runs from base 1 to 357 and encodes 118 amino acids. Gene Ontology annotation, cellular component: nucleus; cullin-RING ubiquitin ligase complex. The transcript is spliced from 4 exons. Gene Ontology annotation, molecular function: ubiquitin protein ligase activity; cullin family protein binding; zinc ion binding.